Messenger RNA from Dendrobium catenatum, 1168 nucleotides. RefSeq names its product stomatal closure-related actin-binding protein 1-like. The record is from RefSeq and is a predicted model, not a curated record. Lineage: Eukaryota; Viridiplantae; Streptophyta; Magnoliopsida; Asparagales; Orchidaceae. Gene Ontology annotation, biological process: actin filament organization; regulation of stomatal movement. The transcript is spliced from 8 exons. The coding region runs from base 75 to 866 and encodes 263 amino acids. Gene Ontology annotation, molecular function: actin binding.
UUUUUUUUUUUUUUUUGAAAUCGAAGGAUUUGGAAGAGCUUAGGAAAGAAGUUCAAGAGGCUCGACGGAUCAAAAUGCUUCAUCAACCUAGCAGGGUAAUGGAUAUGGAGCAUGAACUUCAAGCAUUGCGUGUCCAACUGGAAGAAAAGUCAGUUUAUGCUAUUCAACUUCAUAAAGAGUUGGAAAUGAGCAAAAAAAUUGAGCAAAGCAGAGCUUGUUCAUACGAGUUGGAGGGUCUUGAAAGUUUAGGCUCCUGUUUACGAAUCAUUUCUCAAAUGAAAAAUAGUAUGGAAAUUUCAAACUUUUCUGUUCAGUGGUAUCGUAUACAGCCUGACGAUGGAAAAAAAGAGUUGAUUUCAGGUGCAACAAAACCAGUUUAUGCUCCAGAACCAUUUGAUGUUGGGCGUUUCUUGCAAGCUGAGAUAAUUGCAGGCCGGGAAAGAGUAUUGCUAAGAACAACAAGUCCUAUAGAUCCUGCUGCUGGGCUUGGAAGCUAUGUGGAGGCUCUUGUGCGAAAACCUGAAACUGAGUUCAAUGUUGUUAUUCUCCAAAUCAAUGGGAGUGAUCAUCCCUCUAACUCACUCUAUGUAUUCCAUGUGGGUAAGCUAAGACUAAAACUUUCGAAGGGUAGGACAGCAAAAGCUAAGGAGUUCUAUUCUUCUUCAAUGCAGCUUUGCGGGGUUAGAGGAGGUGGAAGCGCUGCGGCUCAGUCACUCUUCUGGCAAGCUAAAAGUGGCCUCUCCUUCAGCUUCGCUUUUGAAUCCACGAGAGAAAGGAAUGCAGCAAUAAUGCUCGCAAGAAGAUACGCUUUUGAUUGUAAUAUUGUGCUGGCUGGGCCAAAUGAUAGGUCUUCUGGUGCAGCUUAAGUGAAGCUUAACAGUAAUACUCAGUUGCAAGCAGUGUGAAUUCUGUAACUCUGUAUGUAUGAUUGUAUUGAUGAAGUAGGCUUUGAUUUAGUGAAGAUUUGGUUGAUUUGAGAGAAGAGUAUUGAUUGGUAAGAAUGAUAGUUUAGUUUGUAUCUUAGCAGGUUCUGAUUGUUUUGGUAGCAGAAAAAGUAGGCAUGUUUUUUUAGUUGCCUUCACGAGUUUGUAAUAAUUUUUUUUUUCCGUUUAAUGUUUGAGUAUUCCUAUAACUUGCUUGAUUUAUAUAUAUAUUUUUUAUAUAUUAA